UUUAUUUUUACAAAAAAAGAAAAGAAAAAAAAGAGAACAAGGCCAUGAACCGAAAUUUGAAAGUAGGUGUAGCAGCGACGGCAAUAGUGGCACUAGCCUCCAUCAUCAUAACGAAUCCCAACAACAUCUUUGCACCACCUCCCUUACCUUCGUCCAAUGAUAAUCUCCACUCUGCUAAGAUCGUUCCUAUAACUGGAGCUGUAGGACCGGAAAGCCUCGUCUUUGAUCCAAACGGAGAAGGGCCUUACACUGGUGUUGCUGAUGGCAGAAUUCUCAAGUGGCAAGGAGAUUCUCUUGGCUGGACUGAUUUUGCUUUCACUACUUCUAAUAGUGUUCUUAAUUUUGACUCCAUGGAAACCUCAAUGUACAAGGAAGGAGUGCAUCCGCCCAUUUGCACCAGAACUGGAGCAUGUGUGUGGCAGGCCAUUGGGACUACGCUUUGAUAAGAAAACUGGAGAUCUCUACAUUGCUGAUGCCUAUUUAGGUCUUCAAGUUGUAGGUCCAAAUGGAGGCUUAGCCACUCCAGUAGUCUCUGAAGUUGAAGGCCAUCCCUUGCGAUUCACUAAUGAUAUGGAUAUUGAUGAGCAGAAUGAUGUGAUCUACUUCACGGAUACAAGCAAAAUCUUCCAAAGAAGGCAAUUUAUGGCGUCAAUUUUGCAUAAAGACAAGACAGGCAGAUUGCUGAAGUAUGAUAAGUCAAGCAAGGAAGUAACAAUCUUACUAGAAGGCCUGUCUUUUGCCAAUGGUGUAGCAUUGAGCAAGGACCGGUCCUUUGUGCUAGUAGCAGAAACCAGUACUUGUCAAAUUUCAAGGUUUUGGCUUCAUGGCCCUAAUGCUGGAAAGGUUGAUGUUUUCGCGAAGCUUCCAGGAUUUCCAGACAACAUUAGAAGAAAUUCAAAAGGGGAGUUUUGGGUAGCUUUGCAUGCCAAAGAAGGAUUUCUUGCAAAGUUGGCACUUUCAAAUUCAUGGAUUGGAAAGACAUUGUUGAAAUUUCCACUUAGCUUUAAGCAACUGCAUUCAUUGUUAGUAGGAGGGAAGCCACAUGCAACUGCUAUAAAACUGAGUGGGGAUGGUAAAAUUGUACAAGUUCUGGAAGAUUGUGAUGGCAAGAGAUUGAGGUUUAUCAGUGAAGUGGAAGAGAAGGAUGGGAAGUUAUGGAUUGGAUCGGUUUUGAUGCCUUUCCUAGGUAUUUACAAUCUGUAAUAAAUUUCUUGUUCAUUUGGGAUUUUGAUGUAAUUUGCUUUCUCUUAAUCUAUUGCAUACUUGGUGAAAAUCUGUUUGUAAUAAAUUUUUAGUUAAUGAGCUCCAAAUCGUACCAAAUUAUGCAUUAACAAUAAAAACUCUUUAGUCUUUCCUUAGAA
Ricinus communis (castor bean) is the source of this 1361-nucleotide messenger RNA. Its product is annotated as protein STRICTOSIDINE SYNTHASE-LIKE 10. Gene Ontology annotation, molecular function: strictosidine synthase activity. The coding region runs from base 262 to 1203 and encodes 313 amino acids. The transcript is spliced from 3 exons. Gene Ontology annotation, biological process: biosynthetic process. The record is from RefSeq and is a predicted model, not a curated record. NCBI's taxonomy places the organism in Eukaryota, Viridiplantae, Streptophyta, Magnoliopsida, Malpighiales, Euphorbiaceae.